GCUCGCCCCGUUUUAGGCAGCCCCGUCCCGGUGGAGGAGGAGGAAGCGUGCGGCCGGUGUAGCUGUGCUGUGGUGCAGCUGGUGUUGAGGCAUGCCCGCCUUCGCGUGCCGGCGUUGAAGUCUGGUGCCCCUAGGCGGUCUCGAUUUACUGCCAUUUACAACAUGGGAGUCCGAAAACCCAAUUAAAACCCGAUUAACAUAAACAAACACGCCGUAUUAGGCUUCGAGAACCGCAGAGAGGAGCGAGAUAGUCUCGACAUGCAGAUGUUUCAAUGGGCUGGGCUAACAGCAGCCGUCCAACGGCAACGCAGUACACCCUAAAAUCCCACAUCUUAUUGGUCUGAGCACGGUUUCUCAUAUGUUUAUUUUUGUUGCAGGGAAAAAAAAAAAAAAAGCUUAAUUUGACAUACUGCUCUUUGAUUUGUUCCCCCCCCCUUCCCUCUCCCCUUGCAUCUUUCAGAUUAUGUCAUAACUACAAGAUAAACGAGCAGUGAUGGAAUCACUGGAUACCGAGGUGAGAGCACGGAAGACUCUAGGAACUGUUGAAUAUGUAGAGUCUUCAGGCUUCACCCAGGGAAUACUGCCAACCAAGAAGGAUGUGGUUCAAAACAUGCUGUAUUUAUUGCAGCCCAAAAGAGCUGGCCAGGCCCAGCGAUCCAAAGAGGAUGCAGCCCAGUUACUUGCUGAGCACCUGCAAGAGCACUGGUUGGUUUGCAACUUGCACACCAUCGGCACGCAAAAUAUAAAGAAACUUAUCCUCAAAAUGUACGAGGAGUUUACCAGAUUGUAUCAGACCAGAAAGCAGAGACAGAACCAGGCUUUUACCGAGCGAGCAGACAAAUUCAACGAGAGUUCGGAGCAGCUCUUUGACGUGUUUUGCACAGACACCCAGACGAGGAAUAAACUGGAGGAAUACAGUGGGAUAAAAAUGACUAGCAUCGAGUGGAAAUUUCUCGAAGAUCAGAGAAGCGAAAGAAAAAUGUACUAUGAAGAUUUCACAGACAAACAAGAACUGAAGAUGAUGGAAAGAAGGCAAAAGAUACAAUGCCUGGAGCACUUCAGAAAACUCGCCAAGGAGGAGAAGGAAGGAAACAAAGCGAAGGAAAUGAAAUACAAGAGUGACGAGCAAUCGGACGAAGGCACGAGCGUGGAUGAAUCCUACCCCGCGGAGGAGGAGAACGGUGGGGCUCCGGCCUUUUCGCUGCGGGGCAGAAGGAAGCGGCGGUGCACCACGUCUCCUGCCAGCGCCUCCAUGCCCCUGGAGUGCCAGCAUAUACGGAUGAGCAUCAGGAGAGUUAGGCCUGGGUUCUACGAGACUGUGGAGAAGGUCAAAAACUGCUAGCGCGUGCCGCGGUCGUCCAGGCGGAGCUGCUGGAGUAACGAGGUGGCAAUGCACACGUUAGGCAAGUUUGAAAUCCCACCGUCAAUUGGAAGUGAUUGUUGUAGAUCCCCAAGCCAGAGCUCAGGAACGUCCUGCCUCCGGGGAAGAGCGAUGGGACGGCAACAACAGCGGCAAGGACUAAAAACACCUGGAUUUGGAAGGGUUGGCAGUCAGCGGCUAACAAAGCGAAGGCUCAAACGUAGCGGAUGAUCUAAGGUUACGUAGCACGUAAGCCUCUUCUUCCAAGGUCCUGCCUGUGGGUUUUUAGAAGUCUCUCACCAUUUCUGAGCCAGUGGUGGCCUAACAGUACGGAAACAGGACUCGGAUUUACUGCAGGGAAAUAACUUGGACUUGUUGCUAAUGGAAAAAUUUGUCUGCUGAAAAGCCCUGACUCCUGCUGGUUGCGGUGGGAGUGGAAGGUGCUCGGCCCCUUUCAGCAGAACCUGGCACUUCUGCGAGGAAGGAAGCUGUUUUUCAGCUUGUUAUUACCCAGUCCCGGGAGGCAGCCUGUGGUUUUGUGAAGGGAUUGCUCUCUUGCUUGAGGAGGGGGAGAGAGAGAGAGAGAUCAGGAGACACUUGAGUGCUUUGGCUGUAAAAGCAUUGUUGAUUCUGAAUGUUUUAUUCUAGAUUCUAUUUUAAUGACGUUUCCUUGAUCAGGAUAAAAGCUUCCCAUAAUUGGAUGAGUUUUAACACAGAGUCCUUAAAUCUAGGAUCCGAGGCAUGAAUUCUAAAUGAAGUUAUAAUGUUUUAUCUUCUUGGGGGGAGGGAGGGGGAAAGGGAGGGGGAAAGGCGCAAAUUGCGUUAUUUAGUUUUAAGUUGGGAAGAAUUUUAUAGACUGUUAUCCUGCCUUCUUAGGAUAUAGGGAAGAAAAAGCCUUCCCAGGUGUGGGUAGCUGUGGUAUUUGCAGCAAAAGGCACCUGAGUCCGGGCUUGCUUUUCCACCCCACAAGGUCCGUGCGGACCAGCCAGGGUGGAAAAGGUAGUUUUCCACCCAGAAUUUGUUUGAGCAAAGUGUAACCCUCUUGCCCACGUACAUCCUGAGCAGUGACGUGUCUGUGUUUUUUAGAUACCCUCAGUACCGGGGUAUCUGCCGUUUUUAGUUAGAGUUGCUUUACUGGUUUUUAAAGAUGAGAGACUUGAACUUUCAGUGAAACCCAGUGCUGGAGAUCUCUCUGGUGAGGUUCCCAAACCUGGCCAGAAUGCACUGAAAAUUAAAAACCCCCCAAGUCUCUAUUUGUCCACAGAAGUCCUCUGGUAGAAAGAGCGCAAACUUGCCUGGUUUUCAGAUUUACCUUUCAGUGUGAGCGUUGGUUUCCCCACUCCAGUAUCUCGGCUUUUCCCCCCUCCCUGUUUCUUUCCUCUCAGCCCUGCACAUCGUUUUACCGACAUUAACUCGUGCUGUUUCAUUCUUUGGCUUUUGCUCCCUUUAACAAUAAAUGCAUGUACGAAUAA
Molecule: messenger RNA, 2832 nt
Organism: Calidris pugnax (ruff)
Lineage: Eukaryota; Metazoa; Chordata; Aves; Charadriiformes; Scolopacidae
Exons: 1
Coding region: 494-1342 (282 amino acids)
Source: RefSeq, a predicted model, not a curated record